AUGUAGGAAAUUAGCAAUGCCAUAAUUGAGUUUUUUGAUUUGGUCAUAGAGAAAUACAUAACCCACUUUGCAAAUCCGAAACGAGAAUGGUCAUAUUUUAAAUCAUUAAUAUAAUCCUCCAACAUUGAUUUAAAUAGAAUCCAAACUUAUCUCAAGGUUUUGAAAAAUAGCACUGAAAAACCAACUUACACCAAACCGCUAGAGCUUAUGAAAAGAGAAACAGUCACCAAAUACGUAUCCCCUUUGCGAGAUGAAAACUAUGCCUUAGACAACAAAUUAAAUCAUCGAUUAGAUAAUGGAUAGGUCAACUACUAUUUCAGUCCCCGAUCAGAUAAUGGAACAAUCAACCAAUAUCUCAGUCAACCCAGGUAGGACAACACUGUUAAUUAUCAAUCCUUUAAGAAUAUCACAUAGAAGGUUGUAAAUUUGAUGGAUUCGAAUAAUAUUUAAUUUGCGAUUACCUAAGGAAGACAGCAGAACUUUGAAUGUAGAAGAACCAGUUUAAAUUAUUUGACAUUGCUCGAUAAAUUUCCUAUAAUUGAGAAUUGA
Molecule: messenger RNA, 549 nt
Organism: Paramecium tetraurelia
Lineage: Eukaryota; Ciliophora; Oligohymenophorea; Peniculida; Parameciidae
Exons: 1
Source: RefSeq, a predicted model, not a curated record